AUGCCUCUAUACUUAUUUGAAAAUGUUCUAAGAAAAAGUAAACUAAUAAUAAGAAAAGAUAUAGCAAACACAAAAACAACAACCCAACUUAUGCUUAGCUUUGAGAUUUCAUUCAAACUUCAUAUUAGAAAAGAUCUUAGAUUAAUAACAAAGUGA
Messenger RNA from Dentiscutata erythropus, 156 nucleotides. NCBI's taxonomy places the organism in Eukaryota, Fungi, Glomeromycota, Glomeromycetes, Diversisporales, Gigasporaceae. The record is from the annotation of a GenBank genome assembly.